GUGGUGGUGGUGCGUGUGGGGGGUUCUAGUCCCAAAUAUACUUGCUUGCUUGCCAGCAUACAGCUUGAUGUGUGUUUGAAUCGUAACGAGUCAAAAAAAGAGAAAAGAAAAAAAUAAGCGGCUUCUUCCUGGCAUUGCGCGUCAUUCAAUCGGGGCUCGGUUGUACUGCUUUUCCCUCUAUUGCAUUAGUAAUAACAGCAGCGUUGACGGACGACAGCAAGAGAGAUAGAGAGAGAGAGGGAGAGAGAAAGAGAGAGAGAGAGAGAGGCAGAGUGUGUAUGUGUGUGUCUCCGACAGCGGUGCCCAGCGGAGGAAUAUUUGAGCUUUUUAUUUACUCUGCUGCUUGUUGUUCGUUUUUCUCUGCGUUAUGGUGAACUUGGGCAGUCACGUGUGAACAGCUCUACAAGUCCAGAGGACGGCGACUUCUCACCUGGCGUGUCCCUUUGACUUUUUUGCCGUAAAGGGAGCUAUAUAAAUAUACCUGCCGUUUUUGUUAUCCACCUCCUUCUGAAAGCUGACAUCGCUGGACUCCAUCCAUUCCUGUGACGGACCACAACUGCUAAUUAUCUCCCUUAGGGAUGAAAUAUGCACAUGUACAUUCUGAAGCCGUAGAAAAAAACAGACGAUACACACUGUAAAGUCCAAAGUGGUUUUAAAUCAUGAUGAUGCAGGAGUCGGCCACAGAGACAAUAAGCAACAGUUCAAUGAGUCAAAAUGGAAUGAGCACCCUAAGCAGCAGCCAAUUAGAGGCUGGCAGUAGAGAUGGGAGAUCAAGCGCUGGUGACACGAGCAGCGAAGUAAGCACAGUCGAGCUGCUGCAUCUGCAACAACAGCAGGCCCUACAAGCAGCGAGGCAAUUACUCUUGCAGCAGCCAGGCAGUGGCCUGAAAUCUCCAAAGAGCCAGGACAAACAGCGUCCACUGCAGGUUCCAGUGUCGGUGGCCAUGAUGAGUCCCCAGGUGAUCACGCCGCAACAGAUGCAGCAGAUCCUCCAGCAGCAGGUGCUUUCCCCUCAGCAGCUCCAGGCCCUGCUCCAGCAGCAGCAGGCUGUUAUGCUACAGCAGCAACACCUGCAGGAGUUCUAUAAGAAACAGCAGGAGCAGCUUCAUCUGCAGCUUCUCCAGCAACAGCAUCCUGGCAAACAGGUGAAAGAGCAACAGCAACAACAGCAGCAGCAGCAGCAGCUGGCCGCCCAGCAGCUCGUCUUCCAGCAGCAGCUCCUGCAGAUGCAGCAGCUCCAGCAGCAGCAGCACCUGCUCAACAUGCAGAGGCAGGGCCUGCUCUCCCUGCCCGGGCCCGCCCCCGGUCAGGCUGCCCUGCCCGGACAGACGCUGCCCCCUCAAGCUGGUCUCAGCCCAGCAGAGUUACAGCAGCUAUGGAAGGACGUGACCGGAGGCGGCGGCGGAGGCGGCCACACGAUGGAGGACAACGGCCACAAACACAGCAACAGUGGCACCGGCACCGGCGGCAAUGGCGGCGGUGGAGGAUUAGACCUCUCCACCAACAACUCUUCUUCAACUACCUCCUCCUCUAAUCCCGCCAAAGCGUCACCUCCCAUCUCUCACCAUUCCAUCGUCAACGGACAGUCCCCGGCCCUCAACCACAGAAGAGAGAGGGAGCGGGAACGGGAACGAGAGCGAGAGAGUUCACUUCAUGAAGAAAGCGGCGGGACCCACCCUCUGUACGGCCACGGCGUGUGUAAAUGGCCCGGCUGCGAGAACAUCUGUGAAGACUUUGGACAGUUCCUCAAGCAUCUAAACAGCGAACAUGCCCUGGACGACCGGAGCACGGCUCAGUGUCGAGUCCAGAUGCAGGUUGUACAGCAGCUGGAAAUACAGCUUUCUAAAGAACGUGAGCGUCUCCAGGCCAUGAUGACCCACUUGCACAUGCGGCCCUCAGAACCCAAGUCAUCUCCCAAACCACUGAACUUGGUGUCCAGCGUCACCAUGUCCAAGAACUUGCCCUCGGCGUCGCCCCCAAACUUACCUCAGACGCCCACCACGCCCACUGCUCCGAUCACGCCAAUGGCCGCCAUGCCCCAGGUGCCAUCAGUAUUAGGGGGCGCCAACGUACCCAGCAUGGGAGCGAUGCGCAGACGCCACUCGGAUAAAUACUCCAUGCCCCUGUCAGGUGGUGACACAGUAUUUAUUUUUCCAGAGAUUGCCCCAAACUACGAGUUUUAUAAGAACGCCGAUGUCAGACCGCCAUUUACUUAUGCAACCCUCAUAAGACAGGCUAUCAUGGACUCUGCUGACAUGCAGUUAACGCUUAAUGAAAUCUACAGCUGGUUCACGCGCACGUUUGCCUACUUCAGACGCAAUGCUGCAACCUGGAAGAAUGCCGUUCGUCACAACCUCAGUCUCCACAAAUGCUUCGUCCGCGUGGAGAACGUGAAGGGAGCCGUGUGGACGGUGGACGAGGUGGAGUACCAGAAGCGCAGGUCACAAAAGAUCACAGGAAGCCCAUCACUUGUCAAGAACCUUCCCUCCAGUCUGGGUUACGGAACUGCACUAAACGCCAGCUUACAGGCGGCUCUGGCCGAGACCUCCCUGCCUCUGCUGGGGACCCCGGGCCUCAUGAACAGCGGCUCCACGGGCCCGAUGGGCGGGAGCUGCCACGGCCUCCUGGGUGGAGAUCCGUCUGGUCUGACAGGCGGCAGUCCGCCCGGACUCUUAGGAGGCAGCCCCCCAGGCACGCUGAGCGGCAGCCCGCCGUCCCUGUUGCAGUCUGCCCACGAGGAGCUCAACGGCACGCUUGACCACCUGGACACCAACGGACACAGCAGCCCUGGAUACUCCCCACCUGUACACAUGGGUUUUCCAGUUUCUUUAAAUUUUUCACAUGACAAACUUAAGUGGCCGUCCGUUCACGUCAAGGAGGAGCCGCUGAACAUGGACGACGACGACUGUCCGAUGUCGCUCGUGACGACGGCCAAUCACAGUCCGGAGCUGGAGGAGGACCGGGAACUGGAGGAAGGGAACUUGUCAGAGGACCUGGAGUGACCGAUGUUCCUGCUCCACGUUCUCCUCCUCUCACACAGACCUCCUGCGAGACUUAACCACUCCACAGUCCAAGUAAACACAGCUGACUCACACUCUCUGUCUCUAUCACCACUGGGACUAUUUAUUGAGCAUGCAUCCGGAUGGAGACCGCUCCAAAGGAACUCUACGUUGCAGCCCUUUGGGAUUCCCCGAAAAUGACCGGCAUGAUUUGUCUGGUUAAAAACGAAAAAUGAGAACGGAAAAAAAAACAAACAAAAAAAAAAACUCUUAAAGAGACGGCGUGGCCACAUACAGUACUGAGAUGAUGGACUCAAGAAUGGAA
Cynoglossus semilaevis (tongue sole) is the source of this 3324-nucleotide messenger RNA. It is a transcript of the gene foxp2, whose product is annotated as forkhead box P2. Gene Ontology annotation, molecular function: RNA polymerase II cis-regulatory region sequence-specific DNA binding; DNA-binding transcription repressor activity, RNA polymerase II-specific. The transcript has 20 exons. Gene Ontology annotation, biological process: regulation of transcription by RNA polymerase II. The coding region runs from base 660 to 3002 and encodes 780 amino acids. NCBI's taxonomy places the organism in Eukaryota, Metazoa, Chordata, Actinopteri, Pleuronectiformes, Cynoglossidae. Gene Ontology annotation, cellular component: nucleus. The record is from RefSeq and is a predicted model, not a curated record.